AAUGGAUGAAAAUAGAUUGGUUAGAAACGUAUUUGAAACUCUAUCUGAGCCACUUACAGAUAAGUUAGAACCUCAGUUUAUAACUCCUUGUUUGAUAUCAAAAGGUGUCUUAAGCAUCGACGAACAAGCUGAUGUUUUAUCAAAUUCCACACGACGACAACAAGCUAUUUGUUUGAUUUCAUUCCUGUCUCGCAAAGAUGUAAAAGCUGUGGAGGCGCUCUGCUCCUGUUUAUCGAGAAAUAAUGAUACAAAGCUUGCAAGCGAGAUAGUAAGAGUUUUCAAAAAUGUAAAAGAGAAAAUUCAGAACGAAGAAAAAAGAAAUGACAUUACGGACGCUUUCCAAGAGUAUCAAAUUGAAGAAUUACUAAAAACACUAAAUGAAGAAGACUUGGAAAAAAAAAUAGGUGACAAGCUGUAUUUUGAAAUGGCUAAUAAUAUGACCAAAUCAGAGAUACAAAAAUCCCUCUUAGAUUCAGAGGUACUGAGGAUGGUUGAUUUUGAAGCCGUUGAGACUAGCUAUCCUACAGAUGUGUUUAGGCAAAAAUAUAAAUUGAUUGACAGUUGGUUUGCCAGACAACCAGAAGAACUCAAUCUGAAAGACUUUAUAGAAACUAUUAGAAAGCGCAUUCCAUAUAGUGAUAAUUUCAAGACAGCUAUUUCUCAAUAUGUGAAAUCAACGAAGGCUUAA
Dimorphilus gyrociliatus is the source of this 688-nucleotide messenger RNA. Lineage: Eukaryota; Metazoa; Annelida; Polychaeta; Dinophilidae. The record is from the annotation of a GenBank genome assembly.